Messenger RNA from Cygnus olor (mute swan), 1221 nucleotides. RefSeq lists its product as uncharacterized. The transcript has 2 exons. The record is from RefSeq and is a predicted model, not a curated record. Bases 1 to 1221 code for a protein of 406 amino acids. Lineage: Eukaryota; Metazoa; Chordata; Aves; Anseriformes; Anatidae.
AUGAGGAGCACCCCUACGUCCGUCAGGACGAGGGCGAUGUUCUCCCCCUUCCCCACGCAGCGAGAGAUGAGGGACAUUGUGCCUUGGAUGCAGCCCUCCACCUUCUUCCAGGACACAGAGGCAGCUGCAGCCACCUCACCAAAUUUGAGGGGUUCCAACUCCUUAUGGCCUGGCAGGUACUCCUUGUCGUUCGUGAGGUUGUGGUCAACAACGAGGUUCCUGGCCAGGCGAAACGUGGGCCACUGCACCGUCAGGGACUUGUUACCAUCCUCGACACAUUUGGAAACAACAUCAAAGCAGCCAAGAGUGGGAAUUCGGACGCCCUGCAAAUGGAAGAGAACGGAAGGGCCGAAGGUUAAGGAUCAGCUGGAGGUGGUCCCAUCCAGGGACGGUGCUUCAGGUCCUGCUGUGCCCUUCCCGAUGUUGGGAGCCAGGCUGAGGGGAUCCAGGGGCUUCCAGCGGCUGGGAUCAGCCCUGAGAUACCACACCACCUACCACAAGCAACACCGCACUUGUGCGAUACCUAUCGGUCUCUUGGUGGGGACUUUUGGGGUGAGUUUCCUGCUUUUGAGGAGGGGAACAAGGGCGACGUGGGUGCCAACCCACCUGGUGAAGCAAGAGGUGCUCCUGGAUGUAGACGGACACUGCAUCCCAGACAGAUAUUCGCUCUGGAAGGCAAAGAAAAUCAGGUCACGCUCUGCGUCUGGUGGCUGCCACCCUCCCAGCACCCCCAGCCCCGUGUUUUGGUGGCAGAUGAAAAGAGCCAGCACAUCUCCAGCCCCAAAUGGAGACCCCCCGGUGGUGACCGCAGAGCCGGGUCCCCCCCACGGAAAGCCCCAGACGGGGGUCAGCCACACUCCUGCAGUGCUGGGGGUGCCCGUACCUUGGUCAGUGACGCCUGGCAUCGCGGAGAUGUGCUCCAUCGCGCUGCUCUCUGGGAAGCCUAACGUGGUACGCCUCGUGCAAGCAGGUUGCUCCUUGCUGGCAUCAGCCACCUGGGGGCUCAUCCUGCCCGAACGUCUCCGUACCUCUGUCGCAGGCACAGCCUCUUUUAUAUGGUCAUGUCACAGUGAUAUCUGUGACAUUGCGGUGACACGGCCAGUGCUGGCUGCUGCCCGCAGUGACGCCGGCACCAAGCGCCCGCUGCCUGCCCAAGCACCUCUGUGCUGGGAGGAGGACAUCAAAGAGUUGUGGGUAAUCGUAGAAAUUGUAGAAUUGUAA